AUGGGAAUCGCUCAAUCGCUUGGCGAUGACACUCCGUUUACCUCUCUCGCUGCCAGUGAAAUUUACUCCUUGGAGAUGAGCAAGACGGAAGCCCUUACGCAGGCUUUCCGCAAGUCGAUCGCUCUCCGAAUUAAGGAAGAGAGCGAGAUCAUCUGCGGAGAAGUCGUGGAGAUUAAGAUUGAGCGCAGCUUGACCGGCACAGGCGACAAGAUCGGAAGCAUCACUCUGAAGACCACAGAUAUGGAGACGGUAUAUGAGCUGGGAACAAAGAUGAUUAACGCGAUUUCAAAAGAAAAGAUCAGUUCAGGCGACGUGAUUACCAUCGAUAAGGCCAAUGGCAAAAUCACGCGUCUUGGCCGCUCCUUCAGUCGCAGCAAGGACUACGACGCCGUAAGCAGCGAUACGAAGUUCGUCCAGUGUCCGGAGGGCGAGUUGCAGCAGCGCAAGGAAGUCGUGCACACGGUUUCGCUGCACGACAUCGACGUGAUCAACUCGCGCCAGCAAGGCUUCCUCGCUCUCUUCGCGGGCGAUACGGGAGAGAUCAAGCCGGAAGUGCGCGAGCAGAUCGACGAGAAGGUGAUGGAGUGGAAGGACAACGGAAAGGCGUCGAUUGUGCCCGGCGUUCUGUUCAUCGACGAAGCCCACAUGCUCGAUAUCGAGUGCUACUCCUUCCUCAACCGCGCGCUGGAGACCAAGAUGGCGCCCAUUUUAAUCCUCGCGACGAACCGCGGAAUCACGACGAUCCGCGGGACGGAGUAUCAGGCUCCGCACGGAAUUCCGCUUGAUUUUCUGGAUCGGUUGCUGAUCAUUGCGACCGAUCCGUACGAAGAGAAGGAAAUCCGGCAGAUCUUGAAGAUCCGUUGCGAGGAGGAGGACGUGGAUAUGAGCGAUGAGGCUCUCGAGCUGCUGACGACGAUUGCUACCAACACCUCGUUGCGAUAUGCCAUGAACAUGAUCAUCACUUCCUCAUUGGCAGCAAGGAAGCGCAAAUCGAAUACGGUGGGAAAAGACGACGUGGGGAAGGUGUUCAAGCUGUUUUCGGAUGUGGGGAGAUCGGUGAAGGUGUUGACGGAGGACAAAGAUAGCUAUUUGUAUAGCAAAGUUCAGUGGUUUGUUUGUUGA
Molecule: messenger RNA, 1122 nt
Organism: Blastocystis hominis
Lineage: Eukaryota; Bigyra; Opalinata; Blastocystidae
Exons: 3
Coding region: 1-1122 (373 amino acids)
Biological process (GO): regulation of transcription by RNA polymerase II; box C/D snoRNP assembly; chromatin remodeling
Cellular component (GO): Ino80 complex; R2TP complex; NuA4 histone acetyltransferase complex
Molecular function (GO): DNA helicase activity; ATP binding
Source: RefSeq, a predicted model, not a curated record